This is a messenger RNA of Coccomyxa subellipsoidea C-169, 1658 nucleotides long. RefSeq names its product Clavaminate synthase-like protein. The coding region runs from base 133 to 1236 and encodes 367 amino acids. NCBI's taxonomy places the organism in Eukaryota, Viridiplantae, Chlorophyta, Trebouxiophyceae, Coccomyxaceae. Gene Ontology annotation, molecular function: 2-oxoglutarate-dependent dioxygenase activity. The record is from RefSeq and is a predicted model, not a curated record. The transcript is spliced from 10 exons. Gene Ontology annotation, cellular component: cytoplasm.
GGCAAAGUCUUACGCAUGGAUUAAUUUGAGACGGUUUGAGACCGACGACUUGACGCCGGCAAUUGUUGUCUUGAAUAUUGUUAGCGCCAGUCCUGCCUUUCGGGAAAACGCUGUACCUGGCAGGUGGCCCACAUGAAGUUGUCUACAACGCACCGCAAUUCCAGCACUGCAGUGACGUGCUCAACCACGAGGGCACCUACAUUUGUGCCAGCAGUGCUCCAUUCAAGGUAUCACACAGCUACCAUUACAUGCUUCCAGGAGACCGCUCGUCGUGCAGCCUCUCUGCCAGAGAUUAAGGAGCACGCAAAGUCCCUGGGCAUCGAGUUCAGGCCCCUUAAUCCAGUGUUUGGCGCUGAAGUGAUCGGCGUCGACCUGUCACAGCCGCUGCCCGACUCCACAAAGGCCCUACUGCAGGAUGCGCAGUGGCAGUAUGGGGUCACACUGUACCGUGGCCAGACAAUGGGGCCCGCUGAGGAGAGCAGCUUCCUGCAGUCCUUCCCCCACGACGAGAGCGCGAUCGCCGAGGAGCGUUUCUGCAAUGGCUUCUUCCCCGAACGCGUCCCCGGCCACCCCAUGCUGGCGGUGCGUGGGAAGACAUCCUUCGUCCCAGUCUGGCACAUGGACAAGAACGAGCUGGUGUGCCCUCCAGAGCUGUGCUCCAUUUACAUGCUCAAGGCCCCCACAGUGGGGGGUGAGACGCUGUAUGCCAGCGCCGUGCACGCGUACGAGCUGCUGUCCCCAGAGAAGAAGGCCUUCUUCGAGACCCUGCAGUGCGAGUACAGGGCUGACAGCGCUUUCCGGGGCCUGACCAUCGAUGACAACGGUGUCUGGCGCGUGGACGACGUGGAAGCUGCUGUGAAGCUGGCGGACGCAGAGCCCGUAGAGCUCAAGUACGGGCCAAGGUACAUGGUGCACCCGCUAGUCAUCCGCGAUCCGUACACCGGCCUGAAGAGCAUCUUCUACAACACUGCGCUCUUUACCAAUUUUGUUGGCUACAGCAGGCAGCAGAGCCGUGAGAUUCUGGAGGAGGCUCUGGUGGCAGCGACUGCCCCAGAGCUGGUCGUGGAAAUGAAGUGGCAGCCGGGCGACUUUGUCAUAUGGUCGAACCGCAUGGUCUUUCACUCCAACACCCCGGAUGUGAUGUUUGAUGCCUCAGAGCGCCUUUUCCAUUUGGCCUUCCUGGACAGCAAGACGCCUGUGGUCGCCGCCCGAGAGAGCGUUCAGAGCACGGUCUAAAAAUGAUACUGGCAACACCUACAAACGCAUGCAGGAGGUUCUAUGGCCCGAGGUUGAGAUGAGGAAGCCCCUUUUAGCUGUAUAAUACAUGUAGAAUGCAUGCAGCCGAGGUGAAAGAUUUGUUGGAAUUUUGUGUUAUGUACACUUUGAAACGCUGCUUGUGAUGAGAAUGGCUCAAGAGCUAAUAUUGCGACCUGAUCUCAAGCCAUACUGCAAUUCUUUUCUUCAAAUUGAAGUCUUUGCCCCUGCAUUCAUAAAGCAUGCAAGGUUGCUCUUGACUGUAGUCCUACAACAGAUCAUCUGCUUUGAAGCCUUGAAGCUUUGAUGCAAUGUUGGCAUACGAAACGGAUGCAUGUGUAUUGAUGGUGUAUAUGUAGUAUGUGGCGCGAUGUGCCAAACUUCUGAUGCUUGGGUGUCUGUGU